Nakaseomyces glabratus is the source of this 213-nucleotide messenger RNA. It is a transcript of the gene RPC10, whose product is annotated as DNA-directed RNA polymerase core subunit RPC10. Gene Ontology annotation, cellular component: RNA polymerase II, core complex; RNA polymerase I complex; RNA polymerase III complex. Gene Ontology annotation, molecular function: DNA binding; zinc ion binding. NCBI's taxonomy places the organism in Eukaryota, Fungi, Ascomycota, Saccharomycetes, Saccharomycetales, Saccharomycetaceae. Gene Ontology annotation, biological process: DNA-templated transcription. The record is from RefSeq and is a predicted model, not a curated record.
AUGUCUCGUGAAGGUUUUCAAAUCCCAAGCAACUUAGAUGUUGCCGCUGCCGGUACUUCUCACUCCAAGACCGCCACCGUCAAGUAUAUCUGUGCAGAAUGUUCAAGCAAAUUAUCCUUGUCCAGAACAGAUCCUGUUCGUUGUAAGGAUUGUGGUCAUAGAAUUCUAUUAAAGGCCAGAACCAGAAGAAUGGUGCAGUUUGAGGCUAGAUGA